UGUAAAGAUACAAUGUAACGUUAAGAUUAAUAUUAUACUUUUUGUAUAGUAACCAAUCUGGAAAUUGCACGAGUUUACAAAAAAUGUGUGAUGUCGUUGCAAUGUGAAUUUCGUGCACGUGCGUGAGAGCUGAACAAAGGACACGCAAUGUCCCGCCAGUUUCAUUUGAACGCGUAUCGCGCGGCCAUUGGCUCUCUGUCACGAGCAGACGUCACACAUCAGCCAAUCGAGUGACUCCGCGCCCUCGACGUGCGGCGCGUUCUAGCCUUUAAAAACAGGGGAUCUGUGAAAGUAGGCAUUUUCCGUUCAAGACGCAGAAGACACCGCAGCGAUGGCAAGAACCAAGCAGACCGCUCGCAAGUCCACCGGUGGCAAAGCCCCGAGGAAGCAGCUCGCCACCAAAGCCGCCCGUAAGAGCGCUCCCGCCACCGGCGGCGUGAAGAAGCCCCAUCGUUACAGGCCCGGCACCGUGGCGCUGAGAGAGAUCCGCCGCUACCAGAAGUCCACCGAGCUGCUCAUCCGCAAACUGCCUUUCCAGCGCCUGGUGAGAGAGAUCGCUCAGGACUUCAAGACCGACCUGCGCUUCCAGAGCUCCGCCGUCAUGGCCCUGCAGGAGUCCAGCGAGGCUUAUCUGGUCGGUCUGUUCGAGGAUACGAACCUGUGCGCCAUCCACGCCAAGAGGGUAACCAUCAUGCCCAAAGACAUUCAGCUGGCGCGCCGCAUCCGCGGAGAACGCGCUUAAGUCCCGCGUUUACAGCAUCGGCAUCAACCCAACGGCUCUUUUAAGAGCCACCACAUUUAUUGAACGACACAUUUCCAGCGUUUCAGGGCACAGCACGACGAGUAAUAAUCCGUUAUGAUGUCAGUGUGUAACUAACAGC
Messenger RNA from Triplophysa rosa, 881 nucleotides. Its product is annotated as histone H3-like. Lineage: Eukaryota; Metazoa; Chordata; Actinopteri; Cypriniformes; Nemacheilidae. The transcript has a single exon. The coding region runs from base 332 to 742 and encodes 136 amino acids. Gene Ontology annotation, cellular component: nucleosome. Gene Ontology annotation, molecular function: protein heterodimerization activity; structural constituent of chromatin; DNA binding. The record is from RefSeq and is a predicted model, not a curated record.